This is a messenger RNA of Salarias fasciatus (jewelled blenny), 4180 nucleotides long. It is a transcript of the gene c1r, whose product is annotated as complement component 1, r subcomponent. Gene Ontology annotation, biological process: zymogen activation; complement activation. NCBI's taxonomy places the organism in Eukaryota, Metazoa, Chordata, Actinopteri, Blenniiformes, Blenniidae. The coding region runs from base 1937 to 4042 and encodes 701 amino acids. Gene Ontology annotation, cellular component: blood microparticle; extracellular region. The record is from RefSeq and is a predicted model, not a curated record. The transcript is spliced from 13 exons. Gene Ontology annotation, molecular function: serine-type endopeptidase activity; calcium ion binding.
UGAACCAUAGUAUCAUCAUACGUUUUAUAGGGUAAAAAACACAAAUAUAACAGAAUACAAUAAAUUUUCAUCCUUUAAAUAAACUCUUGUUACCGCAGUGCAUGCUGGAUAUUUUGAGAACAGCUUUGCUACCUUCCAAUCGGAACACGUCAUGCACUUAAAAGGCGGGACUUUGUUAGUUUUAGCCAAUCAACGAGCGAAACGUCACGCUCCUGCAGUUCAUUCACAAACGGCGUCCUUUAUCGACUGUGAGAAACACAAACAUUAAAGUCGGUCAUUAACCUGCAAAGAAGUGCUUCUGAUUUUUUUUUAAGACGUAAUAGUAAUUCCGGACUCGUAUCUAGAGUCCCCCUAAAUUCGUCCAUUUUUUCCCCAAAACGUGUUUUAAACAACGCCAGGAGGUUGGAGUUUAUCCCUGAUAUUCAUGUGGAAACGGUGUAACUAGGCAAGACAAGUCGCAUUGAACGUUAAAGCCGCCAAAUUAACUUUGCAUGGAGUUAGGACUUGUUUUACAUACUUUCACAAUUAUUUAACACCAAAAAACAACCUAUUAAUAUUUAUAUCUGCCUAUGAAAUACUCAAAUAAAUGUUCAGCAACCUACUCUGUUGUGUAAAAACAGCAUGGUGAACGCAGUACAGAUUGAUCUUCUCUAUUUAACAUUUUCUAAGUUUUCCCUUUUUUUAAGCACAGGUGACUAAGACAGCAGUUUCAAAAAGGAUCUCCAUGGACUCACUAGUUCAAUCUUCAGCAAUAUCAUAAAUAAAAAUGUUUUAUAGUUUUGGGGCACAAUAAUACAAUAAUGAAAAUGUGCUAAUAUAAUCACACAUUAUCAUACAUAGAAAUGCCCUGAACUCCUGAAAUUGUUAACAGGCAAUAGACAAAUUAUUAUAAAAUCCAAUAAAUAUAUUUUUGAUCAUCACACCUGACUGAGUUUCUCUUUCUCUGUGUAACUUAAUUACUUACCACCUCGAGUCUGUUUUUCUGCCACUAUUUCUUCAAACAUUCACCAAUAAUAUUAACACUCUGUUAUCGAAAUGCCAAUACUGCUCUCUGGUGGUAGGAAAGGAGUAGUCGAAAUAUUGACACAUGAGUACAAAACCUAAGCACUGAAAUAAUCCAAAAUGUAAAAUGAAUGCACAGAUGCAUGUAUUAUCUUACGCUUUAAUUCACUAAAUCCCCCCAGUUCUUAAUGCUGUAAGUAUUCAGUUGUGCUGCAGGAAAUGUGAAAAACCUUCAUAAAGUGGUGAGAGUGCUUCUCCUUCUCAGAGACAAUCAAAUUGCAACCCACACAGAAAGAGACCUGCAUCUUAAAAGAACCCCUCUGACCCUGAACCACUGAAAGAUGCCCUCAGCCCCAAGUGGGGAUCUUCUCGCAAAGAGAGAAGAGAUUUAUUUUACACAAAUUAUUCCUCCAUUCAUAUUGUUCUAACCUGCUCAUGGUCACCAGGGGCAAGUCAUUGCCAACUUACUAUGGAUAAAGUCAGGGUGUAGCAUUGACAACAUGAGCAUAAGGGCAAAAACCCUUUAAAUCAAAAAGAAAGUGAAAAGUGAAAGCUACGAUGUUCUGUUGACAAAAGAAAAAAAAAGACCAGUUUUCUUUCUGCCUUUACCCUAUUCACACAUAUUCUUUGUUGGUAUUUAAAACCUGCAGUGCCAAGGAAGAGCAUUGUGACAGAAUGAUGAUAUUUCCCCAAUUUGUGUUGUAUUGUGUAGUAUUCUCCUGUGCUCUGUGUUUGAAAAGAAACAUUUCUUUGCUGCGCAGUCUUUUGAAGUGAAGCAUUCACCAAUUUUGCCAAACCAAACAAGGCAUAUUCCUGGCAUUAACGCAGCGGGUUGCUAAACACCGGGAACGACAGCCUUUAUGACAUUAAUGUUUCACCUGAAUGUGAGACAUUUGCUUCUACAACAGCAGAACAGCUCAGGCGCUCGAUAAAUAUGGGGUGGUCCUCCUGUAUAAUCUGGUUUCUCUGCUUGUCGGUGUGUGAGUGCUGGCCUCUGCCAGAUCCUCCGAUGCACGGAGAGGUCCAUUCUCCAGGAUACCCCAGGCCUUACCCUCAUAACCUGCAGCAGCAGUGGGAUCUCCAUGUGCCCGAGGGCUACCAGAUCCGACUGACCUUCACCCACCUGGACAUCGAAGCGUCUGCAGACUGCUACUACGACUCGCUUUCAGUCCUCUACGGAGAAAAGCUGUUGGGAAAGUUUUGCGGCAAUGAAAACUCCGCAGAUGGACAUCACCCAGGAAACCAUCCAAUCUUGUCACCAGGAAACAGCCUCAAGCUCAAGUUUCAAACAGACGGCAACAACCCGGAGCGCCACCAAAACGUGGGCUUCUCUGCUCAGUAUCAGGCCAUAGACAUUGAUGAAUGCUCGGCAGCGGAACCUGAAGAUGGCUCCGGACCCCUCUGCUCUCAGAUCUGCCUCAACACCCUUGGCUCGUAUCUCUGCUCCUGUCACCACGGCUAUGAGCUUCGCUCUGACCAACGCAGCUGUGUGUUGUCCUGCAGCGGAGGCUUGUUCGAUGAGCCCAAGGGUCAUCUUUCCAGCCCAGGUUACCCCAGCCCCCCACCCCAUGGCGUUUCCUGUCAGUACGUCAUCGCUGUUGAAUCCGGCUUCACUAUCUCUCUGAACUUCACCGACAAAUUCAACAUCGAGAGCGUCCACACAGAGGAAGGUCGCCAGUGUCUCCAUCACUGGUUGGAGGUGGCCAUCGCAGAAGAAAAGAGCAUAAAACUUUGUGGUGACGAAAGUCCGGGACUGAUGCACAUAAACUCAAACGUCGUGAGGCUGAACUACCACACAGACGACGCAGGACAGAGCAGCGGCUGGAGUCUGGACUACAGCACACAGAGAGUCAAGUGUCCGGUUCCUGGUAAUAUAGCGAAUGGCAGGGUCACCCCCAGAUUGACUGAAUACUUCUACAGAGACUACAUUUACGUACGCUGCGACCAAGGCUACAAGAUCAUGACUGGAGGUCAAGAGAUUGACAGUUUCUCCACAAUGUGCCAAAGUAAUGGACAGUGGCACCUCAAGCUGCCUGAAUGCCACUUAAUCGAUUGUGGAGAACCUGAACCUUUGCUGAAUGGAGGAGUGACCUUCCUGUCCGGCUAUCAGAAUCAGUAUCUUUCAGUCAUUCAGUAUCACUGCAAUGAACCGUUUUACUUUCUCCUGGGUGGUGCGAACGUGACCUUCACCUGUGAAGCAGACAGAGUCUGGAGAUCCAGUAUUGAUAUUGUCAGCCCAACAUGCAUUCCAGUUUGUGGUCAACCAACAAAACACAUAUCUUACUAUCAGAGGAUCAUCGGCGGCAGUGACGCUCCAGACGACACCAUCCCCUGGCAGGUGCUCCUGAGUGUGUCAGGAGACCGAGGAGGGGGCAUGGUGAUCGCAGACCGCUGGAUCAUGACUGCGGCUCACGUGCUGAUGAGGGGUUCACAGGUCGUGCCAAGCUCUACUGUGCGAAUUUACAUGGGACUUAACGAAGUAACAGAAAAUCUGAGCGCUUACGUUUUUCCUUCCUCUCUUCAUGUUCACCCUGAAUAUCACAAUCCACGCCAUACUGACUUCAACAAUGACAUUGCCUUGAUCAAACUGCAGGACCCCAUCACGUUUCAUUCAUCCAUAAUGCCGGUGUGCUUGCCUCCAGAGGGUGCAGAAUAUGAGACUGGUGUGAUAGGAUUGGUAUCAGGCUUUGGAACCACAGGAACAAUAAACAAACGGAUUCUCACGAACAAACUGAAGUAUUUGAACCUACCAUUAGUGUCACAGCAGACGUGCAGUGCUUCGAUGACUUCGCUGAGGCGGGGAACGUCUGAAAUACCAAACCUGACCGACAACAUGUUCUGUGCGGGAAUCCCUGAAGGGGGGAAGGACUCCUGCCAGGGGGACAGCGGAGGGCCUUUUACUCUGACCGAGAACGGCCGAUUCUGGGCGGCGGGGAUUGUUAGCUGGGGCGCAAACUGCGGGAUGAAAGACAGAUAUGGAGUCUAUACCAGAGUCGCUAACUAUGUGAACUGGAUCAAAAAGACCAUGCAGGAGAACUGAAAGUUCUCUCUGCAGUGUGAUGUGGAAACUUUGCAUUAAAUGACACAUCUAUACCCUGAGUUGUCACUUUGUUGCACAUUGUUUCAAAAUGUUAUGAAAUAACACUAUCAUUUUUCGAAACAUCAUUAAAGGUAUGUG